AUGCAUGGAAGACUUACUAUGAAGAGAAAAAAAGGUGGUUCAGAAAGGCCUAUCAGACACACAAUAUCAAAGGCUAGGAAAUGUGUAUGGUGUGGUGUAUGUAAACAGAAAGGACACUACAAGACCACUUUUCCUCAAGUUGAAAUGCCUCCUAAGACUAUUGGUAGGAAACCAGAAAGUGUGAGACAAACACAAGAGUUAGUGAACAUGCAGAGGGGUGGGGAAGAUGUUGCAAUGGGUGAUGCUGACCAGGAAGAUGUUGAAAUGGCUGAUGUUGGUGGUCAAGAUAAAGAGGUUAAUGAUCAAGAAGUGUAUUUUGCUAAAGUCGAACAACCAAGGAUGAGGAAAAAAUCUGAAAGAAUCCUUAAAUUGAAAGUGGGAAAGAACAUUGAAGGUGAAGGUAGCAGUGCAUCAAAGCUAAUGGAUUUGGAGUAG
Molecule: messenger RNA, 435 nt
Organism: Lactuca saligna
Lineage: Eukaryota; Viridiplantae; Streptophyta; Magnoliopsida; Asterales; Asteraceae
Source: the annotation of a GenBank genome assembly